AUGAGUCCCGCCUUCAUCCAUCAGCUGAUAAAGACGCGUCACACCAACAUCAGUGACCCUCUGACGAAGGCGGAAGUGCCCGCCGAAACAUGUCAGGUCGGACACGAGCCACUACCGCCGACCCUUGGACAUUUUUUUAGAAGAGAGGUGUACCACCUGCCUGGAUUUUUUGCUUAUGCAAAACACAUCAUUAAGAUUGAUGGGAAAGCUGGUCUCUUCAAAGGGCUUGCGCCAAGGCUUUGUGCAGGCACCAUCGGCACUGUAGUCCAUAGUAAAAUUGUGCAGAAAUGUCACAAACAAGGGACACUUGAGGUAAGUGUUUUCUAGAACCAUUUUUUGAAUAUCAUCAACCUUCAUUAAUAAGUCUUUUACUCUUGUACUGUACUUUUAGGCUGCACGAUUUCGAC
Messenger RNA from Corythoichthys intestinalis (scribbled pipefish), 407 nucleotides. RefSeq names its product mitochondrial carrier homolog 2-like. Gene Ontology annotation, cellular component: membrane; mitochondrion. The transcript has 4 exons. Gene Ontology annotation, biological process: positive regulation of apoptotic process. The record is from RefSeq and is a predicted model, not a curated record. NCBI's taxonomy places the organism in Eukaryota, Metazoa, Chordata, Actinopteri, Syngnathiformes, Syngnathidae. Bases 1 to 327 code for a protein of 108 amino acids.